Messenger RNA from Aricia agestis (brown argus), 2349 nucleotides. It is a transcript of the gene Cdk5, whose product is annotated as cyclin-dependent-like kinase 5. The record is from RefSeq and is a predicted model, not a curated record. Gene Ontology annotation, cellular component: cytoplasm; nucleus. Gene Ontology annotation, molecular function: cyclin-dependent protein serine/threonine kinase activity; ATP binding. Gene Ontology annotation, biological process: axonogenesis; neuron apoptotic process; protein phosphorylation. The transcript has 3 exons. Lineage: Eukaryota; Metazoa; Arthropoda; Insecta; Lepidoptera; Lycaenidae. The coding region runs from base 17 to 913 and encodes 298 amino acids.
AAAUAUAUUUGUAAUAAUGCAGAAAUAUGAAAAGCUUGAAAAAAUCGGCGAAGGAACCUAUGGAACAGUAUUUAAAGCAAAAAACAAAGAAACUCAUGAAAUAGUCGCCCUCAAACGAGUAAGAUUAGACGACGACGACGAAGGAGUUCCAUCCUCCGCUUUACGCGAAAUUUGUUUGCUCAAAGAAUUAAAACACAAGAAUAUAGUGAGAUUAUACGACGUACUGCACAGUGAGAAGAAGCUGACCCUAGUAUUCGAGCACUGCGAUCAAGAUUUAAAGAAGUACUUCGAUAGCUUAAAUGGAGAUAUCGAUUUGGACGUAGUUAAAUCGUUUAUGUAUCAAUUAUUACGGGGUCUCGCCUUCUGUCACAGUCACAAUGUGCUGCAUCGUGAUCUCAAGCCACAGAACUUAUUAAUAAACAAGAAUGGCGAAUUAAAAUUAGCCGACUUUGGUUUAGCCAGAGCUUUUGGUAUACCAGUGAAGUGUUACUCUGCGGAGGUGGUUACGCUUUGGUACAGACCACCUGACGUCUUAUUUGGCGCCAAGUUAUACACCACAAGCAUUGAUAUGUGGUCCGCUGGAUGUAUUUUUGCAGAGUUGGCUAAUUCGGGGAGACCACUCUUCCCUGGUUCUGAUGUUGAUGAUCAAUUGAAAAGGAUCUUUAAGUUACUUGGUACUCCAAAUGAAGACACUUGGCCAGGAGUGACUCAACUGCCAGAUUAUAAACCACUGCCCGUGUACCAACCGAGCUUGGGCUUAGCCCAGGUGGUCCCAAGGUUGUCUGCUAGGGGCCGAGACCUGCUGGCCCGUCUCCUCACCUGCAACCCCGCUUUACGGAUGCCAGCUGAUGAUGCGAUGGCACAUGCAUACUUCCACGACUUGAAUCCGUCGGUGAAGAACGACCGAUGUUAACAGUCAAUACACCCUUACCGGUGUACCUCCGAACUUCUGUUCAGUGAUAAGAAACAAGACAGUGAUGAGGUGCAGCAGUGUGACGAACAGUCUAAUCAAUUGUAGUUGUACCUAGUAAUAGGUAUAAAAUGGCAUAGAUUGUGCUAGAUAUAGUGCAACCGUCAAUAGUAUGGUUCCAAUAAGUAGGCUCUAGACCAGAGGCUCCCAAACUCCUUUGUUUCGUGGCCCACUAUUACGGUGUUGCUGCAUACUGUGGACCCCCUAAAGCACCCUCUCCCCCUACAAUUGCAGCAUGCUACUGAUCACAAAAUUAUUAUCAAAAGCGCCAAGUUAGGCUAGGGGCAUCAUAUUUUGAAAUAUGCGUGUCAGGAUUACAAAUAAAAUUAUUAUUUGGUGGCACGUCUAUGACAUAUUAGAGAUUAUUUAGAAAAGUGGCACAUUGAUAAGGCAGGGUUAGCCAUCCCUGGUCUAUGCUUUCUAAUAAGAGAAAUCAAGCCUACACAAAAGUUCUUCACUGCUAACCAAGUUAAUUUACAUGCCUACAAUUAUUGUGGACCUCCAUUUUUUGUCAGGAGCAAUGUAGACCCCCGUCUAGUCUCGUGUGGACCCCUGGAGGUCCACCUGGACUACUUUGGGAAUCACUGCUCUAGACUCUAAAUUGUUUAGGGAAAAACAAACUAAAUUUUGGUAUUAAGUGCAUUUUUCAUAAAACCAUCGAGACCUGUAACUAUGCUAUUGAUGGCAAAAUGUAGAACUAAGUGUUUUGUAAGGGUCAGUUUAUAUAGUAAGGGCUACUAUACUUGAAAUUGUUUUAAGAGUUCAAAAUUGAGCUGUAUAAGAGCUUCAAUAACUUCAUGCAUUGUUGUGAAUCUGUGUGACCUGAACAUAAGAUAGUAGUUUAGGGUUUGCAGUUUUUAUAAUCAGGAUUGCAUUUCUAUUUAUAGUAUAAUAACAAAUAGACUAACUAUACAUAAGAACAGUAAUUUAUUCUAAUUGUUUUAUUGUGUAAAUAAUUAUAUGCAUUUUAGACUAAUUUAAAAAUAUUAUAUGUACAUUUGGUUAAGCAUUGUUUGGGUUAGAGUAUAUAUUUUUUUGCAUAUUAUAACUUUCUUGUUUUAUAAAUGUAUAGAAAAUAAUAUUAUUUUCAUGUUUUGCUCUAAGCUUAGUCAAGGUUAAGUAGUACAAAUUUAUGAGAAGCAGGUACCAAAUUAAAAUUGAAUUUGCAAUAUCUAAGUGCACAGACGUGCGCGGGCCAAGUUCCAGCAAUAGGCCAUGUGCAUACCAUGCACUAUAUAUAUUUUAUUUACAUCAAGUUUAGAAUUGAUGAAGCAAGAUGAGUGUAUGUGCCAAUUUCACAAGUUUUGAAGUUAUUCAUUGAAUAUUAUUGUCUUGUUUCUUUCUCUCUCCUAUAUAUUGUAAUAGAAUAGAAGACAUAA